This is a messenger RNA of Thamnophis sirtalis, 375 nucleotides long. Lineage: Eukaryota; Metazoa; Chordata; Lepidosauria; Squamata; Natricidae. The record is from RefSeq and is a predicted model, not a curated record.
UGCAGGGUGACAAAACGACGGCAGGAAAAAAAUCACCUGCGGGGACCCCUUAAGAUGUGUGAAGAGAUGUCUCACCUUCUGCGCAACAUCCGCAGCAUCAUCUGCAUUUUCGAGAAGUAUGCCAAGGAUGAUGGGGACUGUAGUACCUUGAGCAAAGGAGAGCUGAAACGGCUGAUUCAAACAGAGUUCGCUGACGUCAUCGUGGACCCGUACGACCCCAAGACGAUUGAGACAGUGCUCCAUCUGUUAGACACCGACUGUGACGGCAAUGUGGGUUUUGAAGAAUUUACAGUCCUGGUCUUCAAGGUGGUCAAAGCCUGUUAUAAGAAAGUCCAAGAAUGCCAGGGUUCAGCAGGUGGACCAUCCCAGANCUGA